AUGGGGAACGGGUGUUAUUCAUGUCUGACACCCGCGGUGAGGGAGGAGGCUGGCGGCGGGAGGGUGAAGCAGGGGAGUAGGCCGAGGGGGAAACAGACGAGGUCCAACCCUUUCGCCGAAGAUAUCGCCGCGGCCCAGUCGAUCCAGGUGCUGAAGGACGUCGUCCCUCUGCACCGCGGCGGCGUCGGCGUAGGGGACAAGUACGUGCUGGGGCGAGAGCUGGGGCGGGGGGAGUUCGGCAUCACCUACCUCUGCACCGACCGCGAGACCCGUGAGGCUCUCGCCUGCAAGUCCAUAUCCAAGCGCAAGCUCCGCACCGCCAUUGACGUGGAGGACGUACGCCGCGAGGUCGCCAUCAUGUCCGCCCUCCCCGACCAUCCCAACGUCGUGCGCCUCCGCGCGGCCUACGAGGACGCCGACGCCGUCCACCUCGUCAUGGAGCUCUGCGAGGGCGGGGAGCUCUUCGACCGCAUCGUCGCGCGGGGUCACUACUCGGAGCGCGCCGCCGCCGCCGUGUUGCGCACCGUUGCGGAGGUCGUCCGCACCUGCCAUGACCACGGCGUGAUGCACCGGGACCUCAAGCCCGAGAAUUUCCUCUACGCCAGCAAGAAGGAGAACUCCGCCCUCAAGGUCAUCGACUUUGGCCUCUCCGUCUUCUUCCGCCCCGGGGAGCGCUUCUCGGAGAUCGUCGGAAGCCCCUACUACAUGGCCCCGGAGGUGCUCCGGCGAAACUAUGGCCCCGAGGUCGACAUCUGGAGCGCCGGCGUCAUCCUGUACAUCUUGCUCUGCGGUGUUCCUCCCUUCUGGGCAGGUCAGAGCCGCCGCAACCGUCAUCUACCCCCCUCCGCUGAGAUCGCAAUUUUUCUCUGUGAUCUGAAGAUGGCCCACAAAGCAAUCUCUUUUCUUUCCUCUUGAUCCUUCUGAGCCUGAUCUGGUAAGCCGGGACGGCAGAGACCGAGCAGGGCAUUGCCCGGGCAAUCCUUCGCGGCGCCGUUGACUUCAGGCGGGAUCCAUGGCCCCAGGUUUCAAACAGCGCUAAGAACCUCGUCAAGCGGAUGCUCGAUCCAAAUCCAUUGCGCAGAUUAACAGCUCAGCAGGUCCUCGGUAAGUCCGGCUCUAUCUCUAUUAUUUGGUGAAAUUAAAUACCGAGAUUAUCAAUCCCAGGAUAGUAAAUAUUUCCCCAGAUGCAUUACUAAAAGUGGGUGCCGACCGACAGAUUAAACCACAUCAUCCUUGAGCUAGUUAGUCAACUCCGAUCGAUUUUCAAAGCUGGCAAAAAUGACAAACAUUUCUCCGAAGGGAUGUAAUUUUUCUCCUGGCUUGAAGAAAAGGCCAUCAAAAGUCGGUGUUUUUUAUCAGAAUCUUGAUGUAAUAAUUAAGUGCUCAGCAACCCAAAAAUGGCGGGCUCUGAAAACUGGCCUCAUGGACAUCGAUGAACUCAUUCAUCGACGAAGUAUGACAUGGGAUGAUGAAACUCUUAGCAGAUGGAUCUCGGAAAGAAAUGGAUCUGGGUUUCAAUCGGUCUUUCCUGGGUCGAACAGACUCUGCAUUGUAGACAGAAAAUUAUCAUGUAAUGAAAGACAGGAUUGGAGAUUUUGCCGUGAUUUUGAAAAUUCUUCUAUCGUGUGAUGCCUUACAAUUUCACCAUGGUUGAUGGGCUGUAUAUAUUUCCUGAUGAAAAGCCCAGAAGUUGAGGGUUCUGAGAUCAUGUUUUGGGGAUCGGGCUUUGUGUCUGGGGCCAAGAUCUGUCGAAAAAUAGGAAAAAAGACGUUAUUUUUACUAAUUUCUCAUCGGCUGAAUGAAUGGCAUAAGAUAGAUUUGGGCAUGCUCAACAGUAUUUUGAAUUGUUUUCCCAUUUUCUGUGCUUUCUGCAUCUACUUACUCGUUUUCUUUGCCCCUCGUCCUCAUCUGUAGAGCAUCCAUGGCUUCAAAACGCGAAGAAAGCGUCGAAUGUUCAUCUGGGUGACAUUGUGAGGGCCAGACUCAAACAGUUUUCCAUGAUGAAUAGAUUAAAAAAGAAAGCAAUGCGGGUUAGCUUCUCUUCUUCUUUCUCAUCGUAUCUCGUCGGAAGUUCUGCCAACUUUGCCACAUAUACAUGGGUAAUAUUUGUAUAUCUUACGUUUUUCCACCAGGUGAUCGCGGAGCACUUGUCUAUAGAAGAAGCGGAGGUCAUCAGAGAAAUGUUCAAGCUCAUGGACACCGACUGCAAUGGGAGGAUAACGUACGAUGAGCUGAAGACUGGUCUGCAGAAGGUCGGGUCUCAGCUGGGCGAGCCGGAGAUGAGGAUGCUGAUGGAAAGCGUAAGCCUGUUCUUCUCCUCUUUGGAUAGUCUGGCCAGCCAAACUUGUUGGAAACACGAUCUCCCUGGUUUCUGACGACCGCCCGGGAUUAUUCAGGCUGAUGUUGACGGAAACGGGGAAUUGGACUAUGGGGAGUUCGUCGCCAUCACCAUCCAUUUGCAGAGGAUAGAGAACGACGACCACUUGAGGAGAGCGUUCGUGUUCUUCGAUAAGGACGGCAGUGGGUACAUAGAAACUGAUGAACUGUCUGAAGCCCUAAUGGACGACUUGGGCCGGACAGACGCGGAGGUGGUGGACGACAUCCUGCGGGAGGUGGACACCGACAAGGUCUGUAUGAUUCUACGACUUCAGAGUUCCACAUCCAUAGCUGGGCACUCUCUAACGAAGCUCCUUCGAUGCUCCAGGAUGGUCGCAUCAGUUACGAGGAGUUCGUCACGAUGAUGAAGACCGGCACUGACUGGAGGAAAGCAUCUCGGCAGUAUUCAAGAGAGAGGUUUAAGAGCUUGAGCAUGAAUCUCAUGAAGGAGGGCACGCUGGGUUUUUAG
This is a messenger RNA of Spirodela intermedia, 2845 nucleotides long. NCBI's taxonomy places the organism in Eukaryota, Viridiplantae, Streptophyta, Magnoliopsida, Alismatales, Araceae. The record is from the annotation of a GenBank genome assembly.